Epithele typhae is the source of this 1335-nucleotide messenger RNA. Its product is annotated as septin AspB. Gene Ontology annotation, cellular component: septin complex; cytosol; microtubule cytoskeleton. The record is from RefSeq and is a predicted model, not a curated record. The coding region runs from base 1 to 1335 and encodes 444 amino acids. Gene Ontology annotation, molecular function: GTP binding; molecular adaptor activity; GTPase activity. NCBI's taxonomy places the organism in Eukaryota, Fungi, Basidiomycota, Agaricomycetes, Polyporales, Epitheliaceae. Gene Ontology annotation, biological process: cytoskeleton-dependent cytokinesis. The transcript is spliced from 8 exons.
AUGUCUGACUACGACUCCACCAACGGCGACGCGUCGCUCUCCCCGCGGAUGAACAGCUCUUCCCCCUCCCUCCAGCCUGCGGCCCAGCCUGAGCACCACCAGUCCGGCCUCUCCCCCAUCAUCCGCAAAAAGCUCAUGGGCUUUGUUGGGUUCGCCAACCUUCCCAACCAAGUCCACAGGAAGAGCGUGCGCAAGGGUUUCCAGUUCACCGCCAUGGUCGUCGGCGAGUCCGGUCUUGGCAAGUCCACCCUCAUCAACACCCUCUUCAACACGACGCUCUACCCGGCGAAGGUUCCUCUUCCCCCCAGCGCGGAGCGCCCCUCGACUGUCGCCAUUGAGAGCAUCAGUGCUGACAUUGAAGAGAACGGCGUCCGUCUCCGCCUCACUGUUGUCGAUACGCCUGGUUUUGGUGACUUCGUCAACAACGAUGAGUGCUGGAAGCCUAUCGUGGAGAACAUUGAGGCGCGUUUCGACUCGUACCUUGAGCAAGAGAACCGCGUCAACAGGCAAAAAAUUGUUGACAACCGCGUUCACGCCUGCCUGUACUUUAUUCAGCCCACUGGUCACUCGCUCAAGCCUAUUGACAUCGAGUUCAUGCGCCAGCUGCACACCAAAGUGAACCUGAUCCCGAUCAUUGCGAAGGCGGAUACCCUCACAGACGAGGAAAUUGCUGAUUUCAAAGCCAGGGUGUUGGCCGACAUUGAGCACCACAAGAUCCAGAUCUUUGAGGCGCCCACCUACGAGAACGAGGAUGAGGAGGCCGUCGCGGAGGCGAAGGAGAUCGCCAGCAAGAUUCCUUUCGCGGUUGUCGGCUCUGACCGCAUCGUCAAGACGCCAGACGGCCGUGAUGUUCGGGGCCGCGCUUACCCGUGGGGUGUCGUCGAGGUCGAUAACGAAGAUCACUGCGACUUUGUCAAACUCCGCCAGAUGCUCGUCCGAACAUACAUGGAGGAGCUUCGCGAGUACACGAAUGACGUCCUCUACGAGAACUGGCGUACCGAGAAGCUCAUCAACAUGGGUGUUGUGCAGGAUUCCACCGUUUUCAAGGAGGUUAACCCUGCUGUACGUAUCCAAGAGGAGCGCAUCAUGCACGAGGCCAAGCUCGCGAAAAUGGAGGCCGAGAUGAAGAUGGUGUUCCAGCAGAAGGUACAGGAGAAGGAGGCCAAGCUCAAGCAGUCCGAGGAGGAGCUCUACGCUCGUCAUCGUGAGAUGAAGGAGGCGCUUGAGAAGCAACGCCUCGAUCUUGAGGACAAGAAGAGGCGGAUUGAGAGUGGUCGUCCGCUGACACCUGAGAAGGGCGUAAGUACCCGGAAGAAGAACUUCCUUCGCGGCUAA